This is a messenger RNA of Teleopsis dalmanni, 3686 nucleotides long. RefSeq names its product polycomb protein Pcl (gene Pcl). The coding region runs from base 229 to 3435 and encodes 1068 amino acids. NCBI's taxonomy places the organism in Eukaryota, Metazoa, Arthropoda, Insecta, Diptera, Diopsidae. The record is from RefSeq and is a predicted model, not a curated record. The transcript is spliced from 8 exons.
UUUUAAACGAAAGGCCGCAAAUACUAAAACGAAAAAUUGAAAGGAAACAAAAAAAUCAGUUCAGUGAAAAUGGCUACCUGUAUUGUUGGAAUAAAAGUGGUUACAGAAAUUAAAUAACCAAUACAACUUAUAGGUAUUUAUAGAAACGAUAAGACUGUCAACAAUUUCCACAACAAAAUUUUGUUUAUAUUAAGUAUAAAACCGAUACCAUAACUAAAUGUGUACAUAAUGAAUAAUAGUAGUCAAACGGUUCAAAACUCUUCGGCGAUAGCAUUUUUGCAACAUCAGCCCGAUUUAUUAGCAAAUUUGUUAAUUAACAGACAAUUACAGCUUGGUGACAUUGAACCUCCAUAUUCCUCUAUAUCAAGAAACAUUGCUGCAAAUGCUUCAAUAAUUAACUCACAUAUUUCGAACAUAACAGCGCAAGGAAAUCCAGUUGUAAUUUCAAAUAACGUCGGUCAGGAGUCGUUGUCAACUUCACGAGAAAUUCAGGAUAAACAUGACCAACAAUUUUCAAAUGGUCAACAUAAUUUUAACGCUAAUAACAUUAGUUUAUUAACGACUGUGCCAAAAGGAUUACAUGACUCUCGUAGUCAAACUGUUUACAACAUUAAGAAUUCUAUAGAUAGAGAUAUGAACCAUGUGCAUGAAAAUGAAUCAUUGGAUAUACAUCAUCAGCUACCUACACAACAGGAACAAAUUUAUCAACAGCAACAGCAACAGUUAAAUAUGUUGCAGCAACAUUCAUCUAAUCGCCAACAUAGUAUUCCAGCUCUAAUAACACAAUCACAUAACAUAAAUCAACAGCAUUAUCCUACAUAUUUGCAACUAAAAUCGCCUCCAUCCUCAUUCAGUUCAAUGCAAUCAUUUUAUAUACCUAAGGAAUCAGCUAAUGGAACCACUGCCAAUAUGGUACCUGCUAGUAGUACAUUACCAUCAGUACAUACUAUAACAACACCUGCUGCUAUUAAUAUAUGCAUCAAUAAUCAUUAUUCCGAUAGUGUAAAUACAAAUAAAUCAGUUAACUCCCCACCUACAUCUGUUGCAACAUUAGCAAAGGCACCGCCUCAACAAACUUCUCCUAUUAUUCCAGCUAUAAAUCAUAAAAUUGUAAUUGACCCUAAUAAUGGGUAUCAUAUUGAUUCUUAUUCAAGUGCAGAAUCUGCGCUUAUAAUUGAUGAACCAGACUCAACCACUACUACUCCAAAUACUCCACCAGAAAAUUCUUCAGCAGAAUUGUUAAAAGCAGAAAAAGUAUUACCAAUAAUAGAAAAUGCUACAAGAACAAGUUGUUUUCUUUACAACACUAAAGAAGACGAGGAAAGUAAAUCAGAUGCGUUAUCUCCAAACAAAGAUCCAACAGAUAAUCGUAAUAGUAUUCAACCUGAUAGUGACGAAGUUAUGUUAACUACAGUUUCAGUAUCUAGUACACCGAUAGUUACAUUUAAUAAUGGGGAUUCAGUGCUUGUUAAGCAUCAUGAUGGGCAAUAUUAUUUAGGUACUGUUAUGAACAGUACAAAAUAUGAAUUUUUAAUACGUUUUGAUGAUAAAUCGGAGUUAUGGUGCAACACUGAUGAAAUUCGUAAGCAAAAUAAUGAGGACGUUGUUCAAAUAUGUGAACGAUGUGGUCAUGGAUAUCAUCGAAAUUAUACUAAUGAAACCAGACUAGGCAGUUAUGAAUACAUAUGUAAAUGUUGUGUUAAGCCAAUGAAUGUAUCUGUAAACGAGAAGUAUGAAAUUGAAGCAAAUAAUAUUCGAAGUUCAUCAGAAAACGAUGAGAAAGAAAAGCAAGCGAAUUGCUACUGUGGAAGUACUAAUAGUUCUGAAGAAAAGCUUUUAGAAUGUAGUAAAUGUUGUAAUUUGUUUCACAAAACCUGCAUAAAAGACAUAAAAUUGUUCCCACUACAGGAGGAUGGGCUUUUAGUAUUUUGUUGCAAAGUAUGCAACAAUGGGGAAGAAUUUUUACGUCAUAUUGAAAUACCUUGGGAUGAUUUACUGCAUUUAUAUAUGUAUAACUUAUCUAUAAGGAACAGUUAUCAAAAAUACUUCCAUCUUAUAGAAGAGAUUUUACCAUUUAUUUUGGAAAAUCAGAUUUUGUUACCAAUUUCAAAACAGUGGACGCAAAUGCCUCAGACUGAAUUAAUAAAAAUAAUUAAAACAACGUUAGAAGAACGCACGGAUAUAUUCAUAAAAAAUCAAAAUGUAGUAGACGAACAAUAUUAUACUUUACGUUUAAUUGGACCACCUAACAUUGCAAAACUGAAUAUAAAUCCGAAAGACAAACUAACUUAUGAGUUUUUAACAAAUGUAAUAAAAUUGCCAUUACAUAGUUCUUCGAAUUAUUUCGAGUAUUUUAGAAUGUUUGAACAAAAGGAUAUAUAUGAAUUUCAUUCAGAAAGUGAAGAAACAUCAGAAGAUGAAAUUCGUUGUAUCGAGAAAGUGAAAAAAGAAAAUCCGGAUUUCAAAGAAAAUGUAGAAGUGAUUGCGAAAGAACAGAUGGAAAAUAAUAAACUUAAUAAUGAAAACAAAAUGUUGCCAAAAAACGAAAAAACAAGUCGAAAAAGAAAACAUUUUUCACUAUAUAAUAGUUGCAAGGAACUUGUAGAUGGCACCUGCUCUAAUCGUUAUAACAAAAUUAAAACCUGUGAUACAUCUUCAGAUGAUAAUUCUAGCAGCAGUCGCAGUACAUCGUUAGAUUUGAUAAUACCACCACCAAAAAAUUUUUUAGGAGCUAACAAUCCAUUCCUUAUGUUGACACCAAAAAAAAAUACUGAGUCAAAUAAACAAUUUAUAAAUCAGUAUACGCGUACUAACACCGUUAAAAACAAUUGUGUAGUUAACAUACCACCACUAGAUUUCAGUUCGAAAUUAAAUGCUCUUAAUUUUAUAAAAGCUGCUGGUCAGCCAAGAACUGUUCGCACUAUUAAGCGAAGACUAAGUGCCAAAGAUAUUACAAUUGGACCAAACCAGGAAGUUAGACGACGCCGUACACGUCGUUUAAAUACAUCUGUUGAGGUUAUUAGUACAACAACAAUAAAUCCAAUUCAUGGUAGAGUGCGCUUAUCUACUAAAGAAUUGUUAGGAGCUCAAAGCAUUCUUCAGUCAUCGAAUUCUACACAAUCUUAUUCUACAAUAUCUUCAACACAAGUUCCAUCAACAGAAAAUAUUUCUAUAAGAUUAACAGAAAAUAAAGGCAGUAGACGCCUUCGAGAUCGUCCACAAAAAAGUUCAAACUCGCGUACCUUUUCCACACAAACAAAUCAGUUGAAUCUAAAAGAAUCUGUGAACAAAUAUUUUGGCGUUGGAAAUCUAUUUGAGUCAGGUGAAAAAUUUUCAGUACAUGCUAAAAGACUAUUACCUAAUGGUCAAACACAAUAUUACAUUGUUUUUGGUGAAAAUGGAGUGAAUAGUAUACCAACGAGUACGAGUACGUAAAUUAAAAUUAAAAUUUUUUAUGGAUCAUAUUAGGGGUAUUCAUUGCAGUAAACUUGCUAUUUGUUAUAAUUACGAUAUUUUUGUACUAAUUCAAUUCCUGGCAUACACUAUCGUAAUUAACUUGAAAAAUAUGACGGAAUAACAGUCACUUUAUAUACAAAAUCCAUACAAAAAUGCAGUAAAGUGGUACAAUAAUUACAAGUAUAAACAUAGUAUUACAUGCAAUUUAUUGACAUUAAAAAUGUUAAUAA